AUUUGCAAGCUCCAGCCUCUCAUUUGAAUGACAGACUCCAUCCAAAAAAGGCUUCCCUGAGGGCGAAACCAACUCACUAGGAGACACGUGGCCCACUAUUCACACAGCAGCCAAGCUUAGAUAACACCAGAAAUGGUCCAGCAUCACUGAUAAACUCCCAAAUUUAGCGUUAUCACAUCUUAUCUUAACCAAGGGGAAGAAUUCCAUCAAAACAACCCUCAUCUCAACAAGAUAACAGACACAAUGUCCAACCUGUGUGUAAGGACAAUAUCAACCAAGUCUCGGAGCAACAGUGGCCCUCCUACAUCUCAAGCUUCGGCUGUCAAACUAUGAAUCCAUGGAGAGAUAUUGUGACGCUGUCUUUUAUCGAGCGGUGAGUCUAUGUGACGGAAGCCCAUAAUAAGAUGUCGAGAGCUUGGAUCGAAAAAGAUUGGGAUCGAGUUUGGCACAAGUCACCAUUUCAAAAGUCACGGAUAGAAACAGUCCCACUGUACUGAUGCCUCUUUAUUGACCUAACCCAGGCCCUGGUACUUGGAAGUCAAAAAUAGAGACUGUAAACAAACCUAAGAGGAUGACGGAGGAUAGGAGGGUUAACAAGGAGACCAGGGCAAGCAUAAACAACCAAAAAGACUGCGAGAGAGAAAAGACCCAAUGAGAAAUAUCACCAAGAGGACAAGGAGAGAGAGAACAUCCUAAAUAAAGGAAAGCAACAGAGAGGGAGAGGGAGAAGCAGGUCAGACUGUGUCUGCUGCUCUACGGUCAGUGACAGUCCCAACAGCACGUCUGCAGAAGCAGACUGGGCAGGCGUCAGUAUGUAGGCCAUGGGCUGUCACGUCACCAGGCUGCACAGAUGGCUUCCACUAGCACAGGGCUGCUACAGUAGGCUAGCAUGCUAGGCUAACAUCUCACUAGCCAAUGGGGGCCAACCAGUGCACUGAGCCUGGCUAGAGGCGAGAGACGAUAGGGGUUGUGUGAUUGAUAUGCAGACAGAUGUAGACAUGCUGGCGUAGUGACGCCCACAGACUAACAGAGAUAAUGACUCACACGAAAACACUGGGAAGCUUUUUUCAGACUUGUGUGUUCUACGCCAACUUCCCUUCAAUUGCCAUAAAAAAAUCUUCUUUCAUGGCGCCACUUGCAGACACGUGCCAUAAAAAGAGAACUUGAUGUAUCACAUGUUUCUAAUUGUGUGAGGAGAACGCAACUUCAUUUCAAUGUCUCAGAUGGUCAAUGAAAGGCCAUAAACAGGUUUGACCAAGUGGAAAUGUGUUAAACAUGUCUUGGCAAAGCGAGUUCAUAACCCCCUCAGUCAAAAGUUUUAUAUGGUUGAACAAGGGUGGGGUGUCUAUCGUCAGCUUUUCUGUGGAUGAAUUCACAGCCAUAUUCAGAGUCAACAUCGAUGGGCUUUAAAAACACAGGCCAGCACUCAGGUUAGUUCGCAGGAUCUCAAUAACCUUCUAAGUCAAUGACAGUGAGGUGCUCAUGUACUGUAGCCUGUACUGACAUCAUAUGCAUACAGAGUAGCAGACUGACUCAAAUCCACCUACCCAGACUGCCCGAGGAUCUAAGCACUCCCACGCAGGACUCUCUCUCUCCAGCACCGCCUGACAACUUGGUUCACAUUUCUACGCAACAAUCUAUGGGGUUAUCCUUAAAAGCAACAGCUCUAAGGGCCGUUGAUUUUAUUUUCAGAUUUGAAGCAGGGAAGUACCAAAAAGGUUACUGGCUAAAUCGUAGUGUGCAUCCAUUUGUGGCUGUUUAAAUUGGGUAAGCUCAUCAUAAUUGUGACAAUAAAAAUAUUAAAUGUUCUACGGUCAAACAGCCUAAGCAACACGACGUCUUGAGUCGAUGGACCGUCAUAAAAAAAAUGAAAAUAACGAAGACAUUAAUUAGUCAAGCUCUAAUCAGCUUGCCAGCUGUCACCCGUCAUGAUAUCGUUUUAUAUUGCCUCCUAAAAAUAGAAUUUAUAAAUUAUGUAUGCACACGUCAGUGACACAAUCAUUGUUUACGUGCUGUGAAACAGACCACGACGUCGCUGUGAAAUGAUCACAGAACAAUACCAAGCGCGUUUAUGUAUUGCUUGCCAAUGGUUUCUCCAAAUGUUUUGGCAAACAGAUGACAAACAUGCACAUGGCCACAAAAAAAACAUAACUCCAGACCAAAACAAUGUCAUCACGCGGUUGCACUUCCUCUGCAACUUCCCAUGUUACGGAGCGCAUACACCGCAGUCGUCCACUGUUCUGUUAUGGAUGUGCAGUGCAGCUGUGGUGCAGAAUACGCCACUGCCAACUUUAUGGAACGGACGGUGUGUAAUUUAACCCCGUGCAUCCAAUGCCACUGUGAACAAGAUCGUUCCUUCUCGCAUCACAACCGCAAGUCACACUCCACGAAGCAUGAGAUUCCGACAAUGGCUGGGACUAUUUUUUGUGAGCCUUCUGACCUAUACAACCUUCUCAAUCAAUACAACCGCCUCUCCAGACUUGCCGAGUUCAACUACCUCUGUUUGAUCGAUGCCCGAGCUAAAGGACAAUACAAUGCAAGCCACAUCAUUGCUGCAAGAAAUGCACACUGGGAUACAAAUGGUACAUUUGUUUUGCCUGAAGGAGUGGAGGUGGAGAGCAUGCGGUAUAUUGUGGUCUAUGACAGCAAUACUAGUUGUUUGCCAGGUUCAGGUGAAGCUAUUGCAUGUGCAGAGGCCUUGACAAAAGCAAGCCAAUAUCCUGUCCAAAUCCUGAAGGGAGGUUUUCAACGCUUCUCAGCCUAUUAUCCUUUCUUCAGAACACAGAAGAUCCUUUAUACUGUGAAGGAGUUGGAGAGCCUAAAGCCUUAUCCAGUGGAGAUCUUGCAAGGCCAACUCUAUAUGGGAGAUUUCAAGCAGGCCAUAAACCCUCACAUCCUCAAAGACCUGAAAAUAAAUGGUCUGGUCAAUGUUUCGGAGGACAACAGUCUUUUGUUUGAAAAAGGAAACCAUACCAUCCUUCACAUCUGUGUGAGCGAUUCAGUCGAGGAUAAUUUGUACUCAAGUUUUGAGCGGAUAUGUGUUUUCAUUGGGACCCGUAUCAACACAGGGUAUGCUGUCUUGGUAUUUUCGAGUCAUGGCAUUAGCCGCUGUAGUACCGUGGUUAUGGCCUUCCUAAUGCACCACUUAAAGUACACUUUAAAGGAGGCCUGGCAUCAUGUUCUUCGAUGUAGAACCAACAUGAGGCCAAACCGGGGGUUUGUGGAGCAGCUCUCUGAUUGGGAGCUACAGACACUGGGGCGAAGAAUAACAGACGUGGCUGAGCCUCACUUUUAAGGAAUCGCCGUUUAGUGAUAUACACAAUAUAUCAAUGACUUCUGACGAAAAAACCCUGCAACAAAGAUUAAUUGUCGAGUGGUAAUAAAAAACACACAAAUAUUUACAACUCCUGUGAAUACUAAAUCAAAAUAUAUGAAAGCAUAACUGUUUCAAAGAUAGAAAAUGAUAGUUCAUAACAGAAUAUCUGAUAUUUGUAAUACAUUCAGUAGGCUUUAAUUUGUGUACUUCUAAAAAAAAUA
This is a messenger RNA of Hypomesus transpacificus, 3537 nucleotides long. It is a transcript of the gene styxl1, whose product is annotated as serine/threonine/tyrosine interacting-like 1. Gene Ontology annotation, cellular component: mitochondrion. The record is from RefSeq and is a predicted model, not a curated record. Gene Ontology annotation, biological process: positive regulation of intrinsic apoptotic signaling pathway; protein dephosphorylation; negative regulation of cytoplasmic stress granule assembly. The transcript has 9 exons. Gene Ontology annotation, molecular function: protein phosphatase inhibitor activity; protein tyrosine/serine/threonine phosphatase activity; protein phosphatase binding. Bases 2204 to 3295 code for a protein of 363 amino acids. Lineage: Eukaryota; Metazoa; Chordata; Actinopteri; Osmeriformes; Osmeridae.